Messenger RNA from Cryptomeria japonica (Japanese cedar), 3927 nucleotides. Its product is annotated as disease resistance protein RPV1. The transcript has 5 exons. Gene Ontology annotation, molecular function: ADP binding. Lineage: Eukaryota; Viridiplantae; Streptophyta; Pinopsida; Cupressales; Cupressaceae. The coding region runs from base 197 to 3805 and encodes 1202 amino acids. Gene Ontology annotation, biological process: signal transduction; defense response. The record is from RefSeq and is a predicted model, not a curated record.
GAAGAUAAGAAACAAGUGGCUGUGUCCUAUCGAGUGAUUGUACGUCUUUUACUUUAGCGAUUCUUUCAACAAGGCCUAUACAGAGAUGCAGAGUUGAUCAGAGAAAUUUGUUUGCUCGUUUUCUUACGGACCCUUUUGUUUCCUCAGGCUUCGAGUUCGCAGCGCUAGUUGUGUGCAGUUCAGUUGAAUAAAUUCCAUGGCCACUGCUACGUCUUCAUCUAUCGAGAGUGUAAAUCCUUUUGAGGAGGUUGUGCCCUUAUCCGUAUCUGCAUCCGCUUCUUCCUCCUCCGCCCCUCCCUUCGAUGUUUUUAUCAACCAUUGCGGAGCUGAUGUCAAAUUCACCCUCGCCACCACCAUCCACGAUAAACUCAACGCUUUGGGACUCUCCGUCUUUCUUGAUGUCCAUUCCCUUCGAUUAGGUGAUGUCAUUCCUGCACAAAUUGAAGAGGCCAUGCGCACUGCUUCACUUCAUAUUGCCAUUUUCUCUCAAAAAUAUGCCCACUCCCCUUGGUGUUUGGCAGAGCUGUCCUUCAUGCUUAAGACGGGUAAGAGAAUUAUUCCUGUCUUCUAUCAUGUCGAUCCUUCUGAUCUGCGCUGGGUGGGUCAAGGAAAAGGAAUCUAUGCUCCUGCGUUUUCCCAACAUAAGGAGAAGGACAGAUACUCUGAGAAAAAGCUUGAUGAGUGGAAGAAGGCACUCGAGAGUGUUUCUUUUGGUUCCGGCUGCGUGAUAAAGGAUAAUAGAGAUGAGGCGAUGCAGUUGAAGAAUAUUGUUAAUAUGGCUUCUAAGGUAUUGGAAACGGUGGCCCUCGUGGUGGCUGACAAACCCGUAGGGUUAGAUGACAUCGUACGAGAUUUUGAAAGGAAUACAGUUGAAUCUACGGGGAAUGAGCACAAUGCACAAAUUGUUGGGAUCGUGGGAAUGGGUGGAGCGGGUAAAACCACGCUGGCAAAAGAGUUGUAUAACAGGAAAUCCUCAUCUUUCCAAAGCUCAAGUAUUGUGUUUGCAGUGCGAGAUGCUGCAAGCAGAGAUACUUUGCAUGAGAAGCAAAAAAAGAUUCUGGGGGACCUCGGUGUGCAAGGCUUAUCGUUCGAUAACAUUGAGGAAGGAAAGGCUUUGCUGGCAAAUCGGUUGAGAUCUGUUUGUGCACUCAUCAUUUUGGAUGACGUGGAUCAUAGAAGCCAAUUGGAUGCCCUGUUGCCUCCUAAGGACCGCCUUGCAUCCGGCAGUCUUGUCAUUGUUACAACUCGCGAGUUACAUCUCCUUGCAAAAUGGGGUUCAACUAUAUAUAGAAUGAAGCCAUUAAAUCCCUUUCACGCCAAAGAACUUUUCUGUUCGCAUGCUUUUUUACAAUCCUCUCCAAUAGAGGGAUUUGAAAGUAUCGUUGAAGAGUUUUUGGAGGCUUGCCAUGGAUUGCCUUUGUCCCUUGAGGUCAUGGGAGGACUAGUUUUUGGCAGGUCCAAGGAUUUUUGGAAAUCCCAGUUAGAUAAGAUCUCGAGAAUGUUGCCAGAAGAUAUUAGAGGGAGGUUGAAAGUCAGCUAUGAUGCACUAGACGAAGAAGACAAAGAUAUGUUCAUGGAUGUGGCUUGUUUUUUCAUCGGAGAAAAGAUAAGCUUGGCGAUUGAAGUAUGGGAUGGAUCAGGGUGGAGUGGGUUGCAUGGGUGGGAAACACUUGUUAACAAAUGUUUGGUUAAUGUUGAUGAGUCUGAUUGUAUAACAAUGCAUGACCACCUGAGGGAUUUGGGAAGGGAUCUCGCAGAUAGACAUACACCUUCUCGCGUAUGGCUUAAAAAGCAUAUAAUGAACAUACAGAAACAAGCUAGGGAAGGAUGGUCUAUUAGAGGGAUAGAUGCUGGUGGAUUUGAAUAUACUGGCGAGCCAUUGGGUUAUUGGCAGCGUCUGAAAAAGUUCUUUGAGCUCAUAGGAAUCUUAAACAGAUAUUUUGGGCGUUUAAGAUAUUUUUGGCGCACUCCACCUCCUUCUCUGGGAUUAAAACUUUUUGCUGGUAAAGAAGAAAUUUUUAUGAAAUAUUUCUGCACAUCAUCAGAAGAGCCUGCCUGGCUUAGGUUUGAUAGAUAUAACGGGAGAAAGCUUCAUCAGCUGUGGUCACUCAAAAAAUUAAGAAUUUUGGAACUCAGAAGUGCUUACUGGUUAAGAGAAUUAUGGGACAAUUCAGAUCCUCCGUUGCAGUUAAGAGAACUGAUUAUUGACAAUGCCAAUAUGUUACAAAGGAUUCCAAACUCAAUAGGACGUCUAGAGGAAUUGAAAAUGAUAGCUCUCACUGGGUGUGUUGCAAUGAAGAAUCUUCCUGAAGAGUUUUGUGGUCUCCGAUCACUGGAGUGGCUACAAUUGUCGAGUUGUUCAAUUCUGUCUUCACUACCUCCCAGUUUGGGGGAUCUGAUAAACCUGCGGCAUGUAGAUUUGAGUUAUUGUGAGCGGUUGCAGAAUUUGCCAGAUUCUUUCAAGCAGCUGAGACACCUUCAACAUCUCAAUUUGAGCUAUUGUACGGAACUCACCUUGACAUCCGACAUGCUAGAAAAUAUAAGUAACCUGGUAUAUUGUAACUUUGAGGGAUGUAGGAAGCUGGAAGAAUUGCCAAAUCAAAUCACACGUCAAGUGUUUUUGAGAGAGCUCAAUGUUAACCAUACAGGCAUAAGGGAGGUUCCCAGUGACAUUGGCGAACUCAAAAACUUGGAAGCGCUGGAGAUAGAGAGUCCGUUCUUGGCCAGCUUGCCCUCCUCUCUUGGAAAUCUGUAUAGCUUGAGUCGACUCAGUAUAAAUAGUCCCUUGUUGAUAAACUUGCCGUCCUCUUUUCACGACUUGUCCCGCCUGACUGAACUACAUCUCAUCGGUUGUAAAAUGUUGAAUUCUUUACCCGACUUCGCAGGGUCUCUAAGUAUGCUCAAGUCAAUAUCAAUUAAUUCUACAGCAGUGUCAAUUAUAUCAAUAAGUGAAGUCAGCUGCCCCAGCCUUGAAAUUCUUUCACUUCGAAAUAAUGGUCAUCUAGUGGAUAUCCAAACCCUGCCCACCUCAGUGCGGAGGCUAGAUGUAUCUGAUUGUACAACUCUGAAGAAGAUAAUGGGUCUUCGCGGUCUAGCAGAUCUUCAAUAUCUUUUUAUAGUGAGGUGUCCCGAGUUAAAUGAGCUCGCAAGUUUUGCAGAUUUGCAUUCCCUCAAAGAGGUCAAGAUAGAAGAUUGUGACAAAGUUGUGAAAAUCGAAGGGCUACAGAAUUCGAGGUCAUUGGAGACAUUGGAGGCAGUGACGAGGUGGAAGUCCCAAGCCAUACAAAGUUUGGAAGGCACAGAGAAAUUGAAGAAAUUGAAAAUGGUAGUAGAAAACAUAUCAGCUCUUCAACCCUGCAUUCAGACAAUAAAGAAAUGGCCAGGGGAGAUGUUGAUAUGUGGGAGGGCAGUGAGUGGUGCAGAGUCAGUCAUGGAUUCUCUUUCCUUUCCCACCCUUAAGAUGGUCAAUAGCUCAUUGGAGAAGUCAGCUAGUGGAGAUGCAUGGGAAGCAGAAUGUGGGAAGAGGCAUAGUUCCGAUGCAGCCAUCGUAUGUUUGCUUGUUAAUUCAUUUGCAAAUAGUACAUUCAGAUUCUUUUUUAGUGAUGGAAAUGCAAGUAUGCGAUUGAGAGAGGGGAAAUGGGUGAUUGUAGGUGUGUGGAGACAAAAUUGUAGCUUAAUGGAUAAGCUAACUAUGACAGCUCAAAGAUGGAAUGGAGAAGGUGAGGUAGAGAGAGCAAUAUUGUUGGUGGGAGAGGAAGGGAGAGUGAUUGAGGCAUUUACACAUUUCUGGGCAUUGUUCAUCUAACAUUGUUAUCAUCUAAAUUUUCAUUGGUGUGGAUUUAAAAAAACUCAAAUCAAAUUUCAGAUCGAAUAUUUUGGGACUGUAAUUUAUUUGAGUUAAAAAUUUAGUGAGAUUGUUUUAUUUUA